Molecule: messenger RNA, 1669 nt
Organism: Syngnathoides biaculeatus (alligator pipefish)
Lineage: Eukaryota; Metazoa; Chordata; Actinopteri; Syngnathiformes; Syngnathidae
Product: receptor-type tyrosine-protein phosphatase V-like
Exons: 12
Coding region: 375-1409 (344 amino acids)
Biological process (GO): protein dephosphorylation
Molecular function (GO): protein tyrosine phosphatase activity
Source: RefSeq, a predicted model, not a curated record
UUGGACUGGCCUUGGAAAAUUAUUAAAAACAGAUGAAACAGUAUGGCGGUUUGUCUUCGAUGUGUGGGACACAAAAAUAUCCUCUGCGGCACGUUGUUCACAAAGCAGGUUUUUCCUCUUGUGGCGGCUGUGUCAUACUUCCGCUGUAAGAAUGUAGUUAGGCUCAACUUGUUGCCUCUCUGGCAACAUGGCUAAGGGAGCAUUGAGGCGCUAGACUUCUCACCAAAACCAGCACAACUGAAUCUGUAUUUGGAUGUCCAAUGACGACAAUUAAAUAGAGGAGAAAAGUACAAAAGGGGGAUAGACACCAAUCAUCGGGACUAAACCUGGUAAUAACAUCCUGCUUGAGUUAGUACUUCACCACAAGAACAGAAAUGAGAGUACAGACGUCAUCGAGAGCGGAAAUCGUGCGCGCAUUCGAGUCGACAUGCCAGAGACUCUCGGCUUCUGACAACAGGGGGUUUAAACAGGAAUUUGAGGAGCUGAAGAAUGUGGGCAAAGAUCUUUCAACCAAGGCGGCCGACCUGGAAGCUAACAAAGAAAAGAACCGAUACCCGUACAUAUUACCAUAUGACCACUGCCGGGUGAGGCUAUCCAUUCAAAACUCCUAUCUCAACUCGGACUACAUCAACGCCAAUUUUGUACCUGGUGGAGGCUCUGAGCGAGACUUCAUCUGCACACAGGGUCCCAUGCGUGACACCAUAGGCGAUUUCUGGAGGAUGGUGUGGGAGCAGAACGUCAAGAUAAUUGUCAUGGUGACAGCCCUGAGACACAGGGACUUGGUACUAUGUGAUGAGUAUUGGUCUCUGCAACCAGGAACAGUUUAUCACGGACCUUUCCAAGUAACAACAAUGGCUCGGAAACAAGGCCCGAACUAUUUUAUCUCCACUAUUAACCUCAGACAGAGAGACUCUCCAACAGAUCGGAUCAUAACACACUAUCACUAUCCAUCCUGGCCAGACCGGGGCGUCCCUAAAGACCCGUCCUCACUCUGUACCUUCACAGAUCACGUACGGCAGCAUUUGGAAGCCAUUCCACAUUUGGGGCCGGCAGUUGUGCACUGCAGUGCAGGCGUAGGCCGGUCGGGGACCUUCGUCACGCUGCUGUGGCUGAUGCAGCUGUGCGUGAGAGGCAUCCGGCCUGAUGUGCGAGCUGCUGUGGCUGACCUACGACUACAUCGAAUGUGGAUGGUUCAGAAUCUGGAGCAGUACAUAUUUGUUCACCAGUGUCUGCUAUACUGGCUGAGCGGUGGAAAGUCAUCAUGCUUUACCCACACAGAGUACACAAACCGAGAGGUGAGGAAGAGAAAUCGACAUCACAGGCGGAAACAUCCUUCAGACCAACCCCCGAGCGCAUUGCAGCAGAUGUUACAACCCGGGAAAAUAUUGCGUAGGCUGUUACCCUCUUAAUCACAGCUAAAUCCAGGUCCACAUGGCUCAACCUCACAGGUGGGUGCAAGCUAAUGACAAUUCAAGAGAGCAUGACAGAUAGGGGCCCUAAUUUUUUUUUUAAUUGGCACCGAUAAGUUGAGGUGGCCCAAAAUCACUGACGGCAUCCAAGGAAUAACUUCACAGAUGGAAGUGAAAGGCACCAACGGCCCGCAAGAUCUGUAUCACAUGAAAACCAAAGUAACGUUACCAGGAAAGAGAUACGAUAAACCUGCCAGGCA